GAGACAUUAUCUGAAUUCUCAUCGAGCUCGUCAUUCACCGUUUUUACCUUCUGUGAAUUUACACUUCAUGGGCAUUUGUUCGAUCGACAAUCUAUCCCUUGGUCACGUCAAUUUGUUGCUAACUUCAAGGCGUUCACUGGAAUAAACAGUGAAGUGUCAAACUUUCAGCUUUGACAGUUAAACAAUGGGAGUUUGACACUCAGUGGAAAUUUGGAAAAUGUCUGCCAAUUAUUAUUUCGUCAUCGUUGGAACUGAGGAUAAUCCACUCUUCGAGAUUGAGUUCUGCGGAUCCAGCAAAGACACAAAAAAAGAAGAUCAUGCUCAUUUGAAUCAGUUCAUAGCUCAUGCAGCUCUCGAUCUGGUGGACGAGAAUAAAUGGAGAAGCACGAAUAUGCACCUGAAAGUAAUUGAUAAAUUCAAUCAGUGGUUCGUCAGUGCAUUCGUCACUGCCACUCAGAUUAGAUUUCUCAUGGUACACGAUACCAAGAAUGACGAUGGCAUUAAAAAUUUUUUCAAUGAGAUGUACGAGACCUACAUAAAGUAUUCGAUGAAUCCGUUCUACAAGAUAAACUCCCCGAUAAAUUCCACGGGAUUCGAGAAAAAAGCCCAGCUGUAUGGCAGAAAAUACCUGACCUCUUAAUUCAAUUUUGGGGGUACCCCUCCAAAAAAAAAUGUACAAAAACAAUUAAAUAAAAUGAAUUAAAAAUAAAUUAAA
Fopius arisanus is the source of this 715-nucleotide messenger RNA. RefSeq names its product TRAPP subunit 20 (gene Trs20). Gene Ontology annotation, biological process: endoplasmic reticulum to Golgi vesicle-mediated transport. Gene Ontology annotation, cellular component: TRAPP complex; nucleus; cytoplasm. NCBI's taxonomy places the organism in Eukaryota, Metazoa, Arthropoda, Insecta, Hymenoptera, Braconidae. The record is from RefSeq and is a predicted model, not a curated record. Bases 218 to 640 code for a protein of 140 amino acids. The transcript has 4 exons.